Messenger RNA from Carya illinoinensis, 1487 nucleotides. RefSeq names its product protein LIGHT-DEPENDENT SHORT HYPOCOTYLS 3-like. The coding region runs from base 512 to 1087 and encodes 191 amino acids. Gene Ontology annotation, cellular component: nucleus. Lineage: Eukaryota; Viridiplantae; Streptophyta; Magnoliopsida; Fagales; Juglandaceae. The transcript is spliced from 2 exons. The record is from RefSeq and is a predicted model, not a curated record. Gene Ontology annotation, biological process: mRNA transcription; response to light stimulus.
AAGAAAACUCCGAUAGAGUGAAAAGGAGAAAGGAAGGCCACAGUAGAGACGGUAAAGAGGAGAAGUCCUUUCACUCUCCAAUCAAUCUCUUCCCUUAUUCACAUCAUCUUUAAUAUCAAAAUCUUGUUUUGCCUCAGCCUUUGCAGCUCCAUUUCCCUUCCUGAUCUCCCUCCCAGCUUGUCUUUCUUCGAAAAUGGAAAUUAUGUAAUCGGAGCUUAGGAAAAAAUUAGUAAUCGGAGCUAGUAUCUUUCUUUUCUUUUCUAUUCUUUCAUUCACUUUUCGUGCCCUUGAAUAAAAUAGAUGACUCUCUACUAAAAGAAACUACAGUAUAUAUACAUCUUUUCCUGAAAUAAAUCUCUCUCCCUCUCUCAGUUCACUGUCCUCGGAUUAUUCUAGCUUGAGUACAAGAUCGCAAGAGCAAAGAAAUAUAACAUCAUCACAAUUUCCUAGGAAAAAAGCUACUGUUGCUCUAAGAUCCAAGAAAAACCAAACAAAAACCCAAAAGAGAUCCAUGGACUCACUCCCAGAAUUAAUGGAGAGUUCCAACUCCGAGAACACCAGCAUCACUGAUUCUAUUACCAUCAAUAACAGCUUAACUGCCGCUAGCUCUUCUUCAACAGCUUCUGCUCCUAGCAGCCGCUACGAAAACCAGAAGCGCCGGGACUGGAACACCUUCGGCCAAUACCUGAAGAACCACCGUCCUCCUCUUUCCCUCUCAAGAUGCAGCGGUGCCCACGUUCUUGAAUUCCUCCGGUACCUUGACCAAUUUGGGAAGACAAAGGUGCACACUCCAAUCUGCCCAUUUUAUGGCCACCCUAACCCUCCAGCCCCUUGCCCAUGCCCGCUGCGCCAGGCCUGGGGCAGCCUCGAUGCGCUCAUUGGACGCCUCCGAGCUGCCUUUGAAGAGAACGGAGGGAAGCCUGAAGCUAACCCAUUUGGGGCUCGAGCAGUUAGACUCUAUCUUCGUGAGGUACGUGAUUUGCAGUCAAAAGCAAGAGGGAUCAGCUAUGAGAAAAAGAAGCGGAAGCGCCCCCGCCAACAGUUGCCACCACCGCUGGCGCUGCCUCCCCCAGGUGCAAGUCAAUAAGGCCUUCCGAAAAUUCUACCCUCCUCGAUCCAGGGCCUAUCUCUUAAAUUGCUAAAAUUUAAAAAUGGGUACUCCCUCUUCUCUUUUUCAGCGUUGUGGCGUUUUAGUAGUGUCUUUAGGGUUAGUUAAAUAUCUAGCUAAAAGUUGGUAGCUAUUACAGACCGUCUGUAUGUGUAUUCUGUUGGGUUUUACGAAAGCAAUGUUAUGGAUCUGAGAUAUCAUGAUUCUGCUUUUGAUCCAAACAGUGUUAAUCACUCGUAGUAGACUAUCACUGAAAAAGUGUUAUGGAAAGAUAGUGUACCAGGAGAUAUGGUCUAUGUGGAACUGAGAACAUAUUUUGCUCAUAGUUUUAUGUAGUACUUGAAUAUCAUCUAUGCAAAGCUAUAGAUUUGCAGGGUUA